Messenger RNA from Daphnia pulicaria, 2693 nucleotides. RefSeq lists its product as uncharacterized. The transcript is spliced from 4 exons. The record is from RefSeq and is a predicted model, not a curated record. Gene Ontology annotation, molecular function: microtubule binding. NCBI's taxonomy places the organism in Eukaryota, Metazoa, Arthropoda, Branchiopoda, Diplostraca, Daphniidae. Gene Ontology annotation, biological process: microtubule anchoring. Bases 334 to 2346 code for a protein of 670 amino acids. Gene Ontology annotation, cellular component: ciliary basal body; centriole; cytoskeleton.
CGGGGGGUUCAGUUGUCAGGUGAGUUCAGUCGAGUUGUUUGGCGGGGGUUCAAACAAUUCCAGCAGUCGCCGUUCAAACAUCUCCCAAAAAAUCAUCGUGAGCAAACUGUUUGGCAUAUGCGUGUCACCUUAGCGUAGACUGAAAAUCGGUUAUUGAUCGCGACAGAACAAUUCGAGGUCCGCACGAGAGUAAAAAAAAAAAGAAAUUGAGUCCUCAAGUUGCUGCUGUUGAAUUUGGUUGAACUCAUGCCAAAAUAAGCGUUGGAACGUCUCUCCUGUUGUCGAAAAAGACAGAAGAGAGCGUGACAAAAAAAAAACGGGGCGGGGUCGUUUAUGGAACCACCAACUGCCCAGGAGAAAUGCAUUUGCCAAAUCUGCACUUGCGGACGCCAUCGUUGUCGCAAACAUCCCCAGCAAGCGACUUUGGAUUUCGGACCCGCUAGUCGAUCCGCCGAAUUGCUGAUGAGCUCCAGUCUGGCCCAGAACGACUACGCCCAGCCGGCCAGGCCGGCCGAGCGGCCCGUCAUUAAGAAACUGGUGGACAACUUGCAGGUCGGCGGUCCAGGCGUUGGCAUGGAAGCCAAACCGUCACUCCGGACGGACUAUCCGGAAUUCCAGGUCAAGAGGCCAGUCAUCCAUCGGUUGGUGGAUCAGUUGAAAACAUCCGGCGGAACCGCUUCCUUCGACGGGGAUCCAUUCACCGCUACAACGCUCAGCCGUGACCAGUACCGGCCGUUCAGCAACGUCAAACGGCCGGAAGGCGGACGCAAAUUGCGGUCCUCGUUAAAAGUCAGGGGCAACCUGGACGCCGUUUCAACCAGUCGGGACUACCAGGAUCACGAGAAUUACGUGCGGCCGGCCAAUCACCGGAUCCCGGACAGCAUUCAAUUGGAGAGCGGCAACGUGGUGGACUCGUCCGUGUCCAACGCCGAUUUCCGCCAGUUCACCGUGGAGCGGCCGACGAUCCGGCGGCUGCAAAGUUCAUUGAAAAUCGCGGCCGGAUCGAUGGAGCAGAACGAGUCGCUGUCGCAGGCCACCUACAAGGAGAUGCCCGUCUCCAGACCCAAACGCCAUCUGCUGGCCGAUCAAAUUACCACUGGCGGCAACGGACAGGAAAUGGCCAAGGCCGGCCACUUGCACGAGGACUACAAACAAUUCACGGCCGAACGUCCAGUUAUCAAAAAGCUCCAGGACAAUUUGGCCAUCCCUCACCUGGCCAAAUUCGAAGCCCACAAUGCGGAAUAUCCGGAACACCUCGACUACGCCAAACCCAUCCGCAAAAAGAUGGAAGACACGCUGAAAUUCAGCGGUGCCAUGGAACAAUCGUCUCAGUCACGCAAGGAUUACGUGGAAUUUCACGCCGAGCGGCCCAUCAUCAAGAAAUUGCAGGACAACAUUCCGGUGCAUCCGACCAACGGGGCCUAUUACAAGGCUGGCGACCAGCAGCCGCAAUCGACCCAGCGUGACUACGGCCACCAGUUCGAGUCGAAACGGCCCAUCAUCAACAAGUUGCACGACAAUCUCAAAAUGGAAGGCGACGUCGACCUCCAGACGGCCUACAUGCAAUCCUACGUCCAGAAGACCGAUCCCGUCCGCCCGGAAAUCAAGCGGAUGCACAGCACUUUGGCUGUGGCCGGAGGCGAUUUCGCCACCGAGUCGGUGGUCAAAGCGGAUUAUCCGGAGCACCGCGUCCAGCGUCCGACCAUCGCCAAACCGGUCGGCCAAUUGCAGAGCAACGAUUCCUCCUGGGGCAACAAUAACAGCCGGCCGGCGGCCGGGGCCCGUCGGGUGAGUCAACAGUUUGAUGGACAACAGCCGGCCGGCAUCGGAUACUUUCAACCGGGACCCAAUAUGAACCGAGUCCGCCAGAUGGAGUCGUCGAUCCAAUUCGGAUCGGGAAAUAAUUCGCCGGCCAUGACCAGCGAGGCCCAGGAUUCUUUUAUUCCGCUGGAUGGAGCCCAGAAGAGUCAAAUGACGAGGCCCCGCACCAGCAACCGACUCCAGGACUGGAACGUGAACGAGCCUUCCGGCCGGAUCCGGAUGAACGGCAACAAUGCGCAGCAGAAAUUGUCGCAUCAGCCAAUGACGAGGGACCAAGUCGUUGCCCAGCAGGCGAGACGGAAGCACCAGGCCACCGAGUCGUCGUUCUCACUGGGCGGCGGCCAGCAGCAGACGGCCCAAAAUCACGAGGUGGACGGAUCACUUUACAAAAAGAGUUUCACGUUGCCGGCCAUUGAGCCGUGCCCGGCGGCCGUUUUGCACGUCGACGACAAAUCCAAUUAUCAAUUCACCCGCGAAUUGCACAAUCAUCGCUUCUACCGGCCAAUCAUCAACUCGAUGGGCUGAAGGUUGGGGACAAUUUUUAUGACAAAACAAAUCAAAACUCAAAUGAUUUAGAGAAAAUAAAAUUAUAGGAAUGAUCAAUUAAUUUUGCACCCGUAGGGCGAUUGGUAGUGACCUUCACUUUUGACAAGGUCUCGACUUAUUUUUUAUGUUUUUUCGUCUCGACUUAUUUCCUAAAAAUCCAAUUUAACUUUUGACUAAAUAAAAAAAAUUUUCUAUCUCAAAUUUAUUUUAUUUUAUGUUUUAUUUCAGAAAUUAAUCGUUUUUCGAUUAGCGUUUGGCUGCUGGAUGUCUCGUUUUUGUAUUUGCACUAACUACCGACCACAAUACACUUAACAUUUCGAAUUGAA